ACGGUAUAAAAAAGCAUUGGGCACCAGCUUCCAUUCAUAACUUUACCCAACUCUUUCAAAACAAAAAAUGCUACCUGCUGUCUCGAGAAACGCUGCCUUCACGGGUAUGCGAACGCUCUCCCCUCACAUUGCCCGAACCUCUGUUCGGUGCUUUGGCUCUCUAUCCAGUGUUCUUCGCGGCCCCAAUGAGAUGCGCCCUAUCGCGAGUAUACCAGACGAUAUUGCUCGCGAAUUAGCAAAUAGCCAUCCUGUACCCAUGCGACAUGAAUUUGCUGAUAACCCGCAAAAGAUCACUACCGACGUGCUUGAAAAAAUGGAUAUUGGCCUUGGAAGUCAUCAUGUUCCUACAUCAUUCAGUGAUAAGCUGGCCUUUCGACUGGUGAAACUUUUAAGAAUCCUUCCCGACACCUAUUUCCGGGACGACCAUUACAUGAGAAGCGUUAUGCUAGAAACUAUUGCUGCAGUUCCUGGUAUGGUCGGCGCGAUGCAACGACACCUUCGUUCAUUACGAAAAAUGACACACGAUGGAGGUUUCAUCAGUCAUCUGCUCCAUGAGGCCGAGAACGAGCGAAUGCACCUUAUGAUUUGGAUGAAAUGCCUGCAACCCAAUGCCUGGAAUAGACUGUUGGUUUUAGGUGCUCAAGGUGUAUUUUUCAACGCCUAUUUCCUCGGCUACAUGAUUUCGCCUAGACUUUGCCAUCGUAUCGCUGGUUACCUUGAAGAAGAAGCUGUUAUAUCCUAUACGCAUUUCUUGGAUGCCAUUGACAAGGGCAUCAUUGAAAACAAGAAAGCUCCUCAAAUAGCACUUGAAUACUACAAUUUACAUCCUGAAGCCAGUGUACGAGACGUUGUCGUUGCCGUCCGUGCAGACGAAGCUCUCCACCGAGAUGCAAACCAUCUAUUCUCCGAUGUGUUCUCCUCCAAGCAAGUCAAUUUACGAGACCAAAUCAAAGAACAAGCUGAAAAACAAGGCUCGGCUGAUGAAGCUCUUCGCGAAUGCGCCAAAUAAUAGAAAUAAUUUUUAGAACACGCCCGCCCCUCGUAAUAAAUGAACCAGUAUGUUUGAACAAAGAAGUCCCGUUUUUCAGU
Umbelopsis ramanniana AG is the source of this 1089-nucleotide messenger RNA. RefSeq lists its product as uncharacterized. Bases 68 to 1009 code for a protein of 313 amino acids. The transcript is spliced from 4 exons. The record is from RefSeq and is a predicted model, not a curated record. Gene Ontology annotation, molecular function: alternative oxidase activity. Gene Ontology annotation, biological process: alternative respiration. Gene Ontology annotation, cellular component: mitochondrion. NCBI's taxonomy places the organism in Eukaryota, Fungi, Mucoromycota, Umbelopsidomycetes, Umbelopsidales, Umbelopsidaceae.